AUUAAAAAUAUCCACAAACUAUGAGUAAUAUCGUUCAAUACGUUGUGGUUCGCAGUGACCUGCGUUCGGCCCUCAAUUGGCCCCUGGGGGCCAUUAUUGCACAAUGCUGUCAUGCCACGGCAGCCGUGAUGCACUUGAAUGCAGAAGACGCUGAAACGGUGGCGUAUCUGAAAGAUCUCGACAACAUGCACAAGGUUGUGCUGCAGGCCAAGGACGAGGCGGCGUUGGUGAAACUCGGCGAAAAGUUGAAGGAGAAUGAAAUAAAACACAAACUUUGGAUUGAGCAGCCGGAGAACAUACCCACCUGCAUCGCAUUGAAGCCAUAUGUGAAGGAAAGCGUUCAUAAAUACGUUAAGCACCUCAAGCUACUGAAAGAGUAAUAAAAAUGAACAAGUUUCAAAAGUAA
Messenger RNA from Drosophila persimilis, 406 nucleotides. Its product is annotated as putative peptidyl-tRNA hydrolase PTRHD1. Gene Ontology annotation, molecular function: peptidyl-tRNA hydrolase activity. The transcript is spliced from 2 exons. The coding region runs from base 21 to 380 and encodes 119 amino acids. NCBI's taxonomy places the organism in Eukaryota, Metazoa, Arthropoda, Insecta, Diptera, Drosophilidae. The record is from RefSeq and is a predicted model, not a curated record.